Molecule: messenger RNA, 906 nt
Organism: Phyllostomus hastatus (greater spear-nosed bat)
Lineage: Eukaryota; Metazoa; Chordata; Mammalia; Chiroptera; Phyllostomidae
Gene: AK6
Product: adenylate kinase 6
Exons: 5
Coding region: 126-644 (172 amino acids)
Cellular component (GO): cytoplasm; nucleus
Molecular function (GO): ATP hydrolysis activity; AMP kinase activity; ATP binding
Source: RefSeq, a predicted model, not a curated record
GGUCGAGAGCGCGGCGCAGGGCCCUCGGAGUCAAAGGCGCCUGCCGCCGCCCGCCCCGUCCGGCUCCUUCCGGUUGUGUUUAGAGCCCUUGCGCCAAGGUUUGCACAGCUGUCGCGGUGAGGACCAUGUCGCUUCCGAACAUCCUUCUCACCGGUACACCAGGGGUCGGAAAAACAACACUGGGUAAAGAACUUGCAGCAAGAUCAGAACUUAAAUACAUUAGUGUGGCUGAUUUAGCUCGAGAAGGGCAGUUAUAUGAUGGCUAUGAUGAAGAGUAUGAUUGUCCCAUUUUAGAUGAAGAUAGAGUAGUGGAUGAGUUAGAAAACCAAAUGAGUGAAGGUGGAGUUAUUGUUGAUUACCAUGGCUGUAAUUUCUUCCCUGAACGCUGGUUUCAUAGAGUUUUUGUGCUGCAAACUGAUAACACUGUAUUGUACAAAAGACUUGAAGCAAGGGGUUACAAUGAGAAGAAAAUGACAAAUAAUAUUCAGUGUGAAAUUUUUCAAGUUCUUUAUGAAGAAGCAUUAGCAUCCUACAAGAUGGAAAUAGUGCAUCAGCUGCGCAGCGAUAAACCAGAAGAUCUAGAGAAUAAUAUUAAUGAGAUACUGAAGUGGGUUGAGCAGUGGACCAAAGCGCACAGCUCUUGACUUACAAGUCUGGCCACUUUAGAAUCACUCUUAUUAUUUCUCUGCCCACAUCAUAUAAAUUGUCCAAUUAUCAGUAAAACUUCUUAUUAAAAUCAUGCUGCAGAACUACUAGGUGAAUAGUAUAAAGCUUUAUGUUUGGGUUUCUUUUUUCUGUGAGAAAGCUAAAUAAUCUCAAGUAUAAUCAAUAUAAUGAUAUUAAAGAGAAUAAAAGCUGUCAUCAUUUAAUGCUUCAGUUGCUAAAGAAUAAAUAAAUUUGAACAAA